This is a messenger RNA of Eucalyptus grandis, 1877 nucleotides long. RefSeq names its product MATH domain and coiled-coil domain-containing protein At3g58250-like. The transcript has 3 exons. Gene Ontology annotation, molecular function: protein binding. The coding region runs from base 375 to 1490 and encodes 371 amino acids. NCBI's taxonomy places the organism in Eukaryota, Viridiplantae, Streptophyta, Magnoliopsida, Myrtales, Myrtaceae. The record is from RefSeq and is a predicted model, not a curated record.
UUCGUCAGGCCCCGAAUAAACCACUCCCUGCUUUUUCCACUCUAACUUCGCGGGGAAGUUCUCUGCUUUUCUUCCCUUCUGUGUAUCCCUCGAUCCUUCCUUCUCCCAUAAAGCCCCGGGACUUCCAUCAUCCUAUCGCCUUGCAGUCGAGGAGUCAGCAACGUUUGACGCGAGUGCUGAUGGGGAGUACCUCGUGAGUUUCCCAACUCCUGUAAUGUAAGAAACUCUCCCCCUCCUGCUCCUGCUCCUGCUCCUGCUUCUGCUCCUACUUCUUCGCAACUAGAGUGUCGGUCAAGAAGAGAUCCGGGUCGUUUGCGGAAGUUGAUCUUGCAGAAGCAGUAGCCCAUUAUUUAAAAAAGAAGAAGAAGAAAAGAAUGGAUGCGCAAAGUGAUGUUAAUCGGGGAGAAUUCACGUGGAAGAUCAGCUACUUCAGUGAGCAGGAGGCGACCAGGCUCUACUCUGAAGCGUUCACAGUUUCUGGUUGUAAAUGGAGAAUUCUGGUGUUCCCCAAGGGGAACGACACGGACCAUUUGUCGCUGUACAUCGAUGUCCCCGAUCCUGUGGCGUUGCCGAACGGGUGGACCAGAAAAGCAAAGUUCCACUUGAGUGUGAUCGAUCAAACCAAUAAUGGUCGCUCUGUUAGAAAGGGGACGGAACAUGUUUUCGCUGCAAGACAGAUUGACCGGGGUUACCCGAGUUUCAUUCCAUUGACUGAGCUUCAUAAUUAUGCUGCGGGAUACCUAGCAAACGACACUUUGGUGAUUAAAGUUGAAAUUCGCGUCUUAGCAGUAACUCCUCCGGUGAAUAUUCAGCCAGCUAGACCAACCGAUGACUUUGACUCCCUUCUUACUAGUCUGGAGGAACUCAUCAUUGCUGCUGAGACUAAUGGUGUUAAUGUAGGAUCCAGUUUGGGCCACCGAGAUGGUACUCUGACGGCUAAAAUUCCUAGCUUAGAAGAAGUUGAGAAGGCUAAGCUAUCUUUGAAGGAAUGCCUUUCGGAUCUGUUUAAAUUAAAUAUGAAAGAGAGGCUAUUUAAGGCACUAUCAACUUUAAGCUCAGCCAGAACUAGAUUAUCGCCGAAGCAAAGAAUAGCAAUUGACACAUUUCUGGCAAAUUUCAAUGAUUUCACUUCCGACUUCUUGACAUUUGAACAGGACAAUGCUGAGUUUGAGUUGCAAAAACUGCAAAAGGAUCAAUGGUUAGCUGCUAUGACGAAGUGCCAUGAGGCUCACAUCGUCUGUAAGCAAUUGAUGGGUGAACUUGUCAAGGAAGAGGAAGAGCUGGAGAGAAAGAUGGAGGAAGUGAAGUCUAGGAAGGACAAGCUCUUCUUGGACUGGGACGUUGUGAGGGCCAAGUCCGAAGAGGCGAAGUCAGGCUACAAAGAUAAGCAGAAGAAAGUAGCAGAGGCAGAGGAGAAGAAGAGAAUAGCCGAGGAAAGAAUGUCUAGAUCGACCACUGCUUGGUCAAAUUUGAAGACUCAGUUCUGUUAAAACACUAAGGUUUGAAAUGGGCUAUGAGGCAAAUGUUCACUUAAGUAUGAAAACUGUGUGUUGGCUUGACUACUUUCGGUCAAUUUUCGCAAGAACAAUUGCGAGGGGCUUAUGUGGUAGAUCCUACAUUAUGUUGGUUCAGUCAGCUUGUGGGUCAAAUAUAUACGUACUUAUGUAUGUCUAUAGAAUCAGGUUUUGAUGUCUUCAUACGAGUUGCAUGGUCGUCAUGCUCUUUGCUUUUAAAUCUUCCGAUGCUCUUUCCUGACUCAUGUAUUGUGUGGCUCAGAUAAUACCCUCUUCUUGUAUCCAAUCUUGCGGAUUUGUAUGAGGUGAGUUUGCCCUCUCCUGAGUAAGGAAUUUGUCCCAUUGGAAUUGUUAAAUUAUGUC